AUGCCCAACUGGACUAAGCUGCUUAGGAGGGGAGUAAAGAACUUUGAUCUUGACUAUGAUGCUAUCCUUGCUGCCAUGAAUGCGUUGACUGUUAGUGCUGAGGGUGACUGUUACCUGUGUGUUCCGCCAGACCCUGGUAUAGAGGCUGCUGCUCCAGGUGCUUGUGAGUCUGUUGCCCUGGGUGCUUGCGAGUCUGCUGCUCUAGGUACUAGUGAGUCUGCUCACUCAGGUGUUGCGCCUACAAAGGCCUUGUACACUUUCACGCUAGACUCAGGUGCCUCCCGCUGCUUCUUCCGCGACAGCACCACAGUCACACCGCUCUCUGCACCUGUUCCGGUCUCCCUUGCUGACCCCUCCGGGGGACCUCUCCUUGCACGUUUCUCCACUGUCCUCCCCUGUCCGGCGGUCCCGUCUGGCUCACUUACAGGUCUCCACCUCCCCUCGUUCUCUACGAACCUGGUGAGUAACGCCGUCAUCCAGGAUGAGUGGGUUGACACCUUCACCCCUGGAGGACGUCGUGUGGCGAUCUGCACGUGUGCCCGCACGGGCCGCCACCUGGCCACGUUCACCCGUCGGCCUGGGUCGAGUCUGUACACCCUGACUGUCGGGUCUCCCCAGGUUGCUGCUACUGGUCAGGUGUCCUUGUCCGGACCGGAGUCUGCCCCUUGCUUGUGUCGUCGCCUGUCGCACCAGACUCUCCUCUGGCACCACCGCCUCGGUCACCCCUCUCUGCCGCGCCUCCGUGGCAUGCACUCCCGUCUGCUUGUCUCUGGUCUUCCCCAGUCGCUGCCGUCACUCCCAUGCUCGCCUGCCCCGCCGUGUCUCCCUUGUGUCGAGGGGCGGCAGCGCGCCGCUCCUCACUCCUCCUCGUUUCCUCCGACAGACGCUCCCCUGCAGACUCUCCACAUGGAUGUGUGGGGCCCAGCCCGCGUCCGGGGACAGGGCCGCGAGCAGUACUUUCUGCCAAUUGUUGACGACUACUCACGGUACACCACGGUCUUCCCCAUGCGCAGCAAGGGUGAAGUCCCUGCUGUCUUGAUCCCUUGGAUCCGCGCUGUCCGUCUCCAGCUCCGCGACCGUUUCCAGACGGACUUUCCCGUCCUACGUCUGCACUCUGACAGAGGUGGUGAGUUUUCCUCCGACCUCUUGCGGGACUUUUGUCAGGGGGAGGGCAUCCUCCAGUCGUUCACGCUUCCGGCCUCUCCACAGCAGAAUGAGGUUGCUGAGCGCCGCAUUGGCCUAGUCAUGGAGAUCGCUCGCACCUCCAUGAUCCAUGCGGCUGCUCCCCACUUUCUGUGGUCGUUUGCGGUCCGGUACGCUGCGCAUCAGCUCAACCUCUGGCCCCGUGUCUCCUUGUCGGAGACCUCGCCCACACUGCGUUGGACGGGGAAGGUUGGCGAUGCGUCGCGCUUCCAGGUGUGGGGUGCUCGUGCCUUUGUCCGCGAUACCACCGCGGACAAGCUCUCCGCUCGCGCCAUUCCCUGCGUCUUCCUUGGCUUCCCUACUGACGCGCCUGGCUGGCAGUUUUACCACCCCACCUCGCGCCGUGUUCUGUCCUCUCAGGACGUCACGUUUGACGAGUCGGUUCCCUUUUACCGUCUCUUCCCCUACCGCACUGCCUCUCUCCCCCCCCCCGCCGCUCUUCGUCGCUCCAGGUCCGCCCCCGGUAGACCCCCUCCCCCCUCAGGGUCCUGCUCCCUCAGAGGAGGUACUGCUAGGGGUCCCGAGUCUGGGGAUGCUGAGCCUGCGGGUGCGGGGCCUGAGGGUGCUGAGCCUGCGGGUGCGGAGCCUGGGGGUGCUGAGCCUGAGCGCGUGGAGCCUGGGGGUGCUGAGCCUGAGCGUGAGGAGCCUGGAGGUGCUGAGCCUGGGGGUGCUGAACCUGAACGUGAGGAGCCUGGAGCUGCUGAGCCUGGGGGUGCUGUGCCUGAGCGUGAGGAGCCUGGGGGUGCUGAGCCUGGGGGUGCUGAGCCUGGGUCUGGUCGGCAGGAGCCUCUCUCCCCGCAGCAGCUGCGUGAGUGGUACACUCGACGCUACUGCCGUUCGCGUGGCGCUGCUGGUGCUGGGGGCUCGGCCACUGGAGCUGCUGGAGCUGCAGGCACUGCUGGUGGUACCGCUUCUGGGGCUGGAGGUGCUGGGACUGCUGGACCUACUGACGCUGCUGGUGCUGGAGGAGCCCCUGGUGCUGUUGGUCCCGGAGGUGCUUGUACUGAAGGUGCUGGAGCUGCUGGGGCUGGUGGUGCUGGUCCUGGGGCUACUGGAGCCGUCUGCCCUGCCGCUGGAGACGCUGGAGCUGGAGACACUGGGACUGGAGGUCCUGGUGCUGGAGGUGCUGACGCUGGAGUUCCUGGUGCUGGAGCCUCUGGGGCGGGAGGAGUUGGAGCUGGUGACGCUAGUUCUAGAGGUUCUUACCUCCCAUCUUCUAUUGGUUUUCCGCUACCGCCUGGCUCUCCGCUGCCUGCUCCUUCUCCUUACACUGAGCAGACAGACUCGCUUACAGAGCGUCGUGAGCCUGCGUCUCAUCCUGCCUCGCCUGUUCGCGCCGCUCGCACUGCUCGCCGUGUCCCGCGUCCGCCACCUCCUCCUGUGUCGGGCACUCACACCGUGGCACUUCGUCCCUCCUCUGCUCCCCUGCGCGUCCCACUGCAGUCUCCUCCUGCGUCCUCUCUUCCUGAGCUUCCUGACCCUGAGUCUGACGCUGUUCGUGCUGCUAGUCCCAUCGUCACGCGUCUUCUGGCUACUAUUGUCACUGACCCGUCGUUUGAGUCUGCUGCUGCGUCUGCCUUGGUUGCUGAGCUUGUUGACUUUGCUGUUGUGUGUCGACUUGACUACGCUGCCAGUCUUGUUGCUGAGUCUGAGUCUGUCUGUCCUCCGUCCGUCGAGGGUGAGUGUGCUCUUGGCACGGACGUCCUUGAGGACAGGCAGGAGGAGCUCGACUGUCUUGCGGCUGCUGUACCUCAUCUCGUGGCCUGGCUGCUUGCCCCUGAGGGAGACCUGGAUGCACCAGACAUCCCGACCCCGUGCUCUUACGCAGAGGCGAUCUCGGGUCCGUACCCCUUUCAGUGGCAGACAGCCAUGGACGCAGAGAUGGCAUCCUGGAAGUCCACAGGCACCUACAUCGACGAGGUUCCCCCUCCUGGGGCGAACAUUGUCGAUGGCAUGUGGAUUUUCAGGGUGAAGCGGCCGCCGGGUUCUCCGCCUGUCUUCAAGGCUCGUUACGUUGCACGAGGCUUCAGUCAGCGAGAGGGAGUUGACUUCUUCCAGACCUUCUCCCCCACCCCGAAGAUGACCACUCUUCGGGUGCUGCUGCACAUUGCCGCUCAGCGUGACUACGAGCUUCACUCUCUUCACUUCAGCACAGCGUUCCUGCAGGGCAGCCUGCACGAGGAGAUCUGGCUGCGCCGCCCUCCUGGCUUCACUGGGUCGUUCCCUCCUAGUACCCAGUGGAGCCUCCGGCGGCCAAUCUACGGUCUCCGCCAGGCACCUCGUGAGUGGCACGACACAUUGAGGACGACACUUGCGGCUCUUGGGUUUGCUCCUUCGACUGCAGACCCGUCGCUGUUCCUCCGCACCGACACGUCGCUGCCGUCGUUCUACAUCCUCGUGUACGUCGACGACCUGGUCUUUGCUACUGCUGACACUGAGGCACUUGCUCUUGUGAAGUCGGAGCUGCAGAAGAGACGCACGUGCACAGACCUGGGUGAGCUGCGCAGCUACCUUGGCUUGCAGAUCACCUGGGACAGAGCACGCCGCACCAUCACCUUGACUUAG
This is a messenger RNA of Closterium sp. Yama58-4, 3768 nucleotides long. Lineage: Eukaryota; Viridiplantae; Streptophyta; Zygnematophyceae; Desmidiales; Closteriaceae. The record is from the annotation of a GenBank genome assembly.